GGGGUUUCUAUUUUUUUCGGUGCCCCUCCGUCAUUGAGUCCCGUCCGCGGGCCCGGUCAAUCACAUUUCAAUAUUCGAAUGGACAUCUACCUCCACGUACCAGAAGCUCCAAUCUCAGUUGUUAUCGCCGCGGGGUCCGUUCUGUCGUAUCGUUAUCUCUCAUUUGUUUAGUUUCCCUUUGCGCGUCGCACCGCGUCUCAUACUACCAUACCACUUUUACCCAUUCGCAAACUUUCGUCAUCGAUAUCUCCAUCGACCUAGAACGACCGACACAAUGGCGAGCACAUCCUCUUCCCCGUCGAUGGCCAUCCCCGGCCAAUUCCUUGGCCCUAUCUCCAAGUUCCAACCCGGUCCUGGAACCCAUAUCCACGAGUCGAACCUCUACUCUUCGCUGCUCGGCGUCGUCAACAUCACACAGCCCGCCAAGGCGCCCGGCCCUGCUAAGCGCUUGAACAAGAUCAUCAACACCCAGACCACGCCCGCCGAGCUACCGACCAUCUCGGUACUGCGUUCAGCGGGUUCGUCAGACAAGCGCGAGGUGCUUCCUGAAGUGGGCAACAUCGUGCUAUGCCGGGUGAUUCGCAUCAUGCCGCGCCAAGCGGUUGUGGCCAUUCUGAUUUGCGGCGAUACUGUUUUGGAGGCCGAGUGGCAGGGCCUGAUUAGAGUGCAGGACGUGAGAGCAACAGAGAAGGACAGGGUAAAGAUUUACGAUAGCUUCAGGCCGGGAGAUAUUGUCAGAGCCGAGGUGAUUUCUCUCGGUGACCAAGCCAGCUACUACCUGUCGACAGCGCGUAACGAGCUCGGUGUCAUUAUGGCGACAAGCGAGGCCGGUAACACCAUGUACCCCGUCAACUGGAAGGAAUACAAGGACCCUGAGACCGGGCUAAGCGAACCCAGAAAGGUUGCGAAGCCCUACUGAAGUCGGCGGAUGGAGUUUCGAAAUGAGACAUGAAAAGGAUGCUUGAAAAGCAAUGCAUAGCGCAGUUACUAGCUUGAGGUGCAGCGUGUUAUCAAGGUGAUACGGGCGUUAAUCUGCUCGGAGCGCUCGCCGAGUAGUGGAAG
This is a messenger RNA of Neurospora hispaniola, 1062 nucleotides long. RefSeq lists its product as uncharacterized. Lineage: Eukaryota; Fungi; Ascomycota; Sordariomycetes; Sordariales; Sordariaceae. Bases 275 to 919 code for a protein of 214 amino acids. Gene Ontology annotation, cellular component: nuclear exosome (RNase complex); cytoplasm. The transcript is spliced from 2 exons. Gene Ontology annotation, molecular function: RNA binding. The record is from RefSeq and is a predicted model, not a curated record. Gene Ontology annotation, biological process: RNA processing.